AUGGCGAUGCCAAAUACGGUCCUUGGACAGCUUCUCGCAACAUUGAAUAAACAGCAAAGAAUUGCCGUCGAGUUUGAUCCGAAUAAUGCAUUACAAGUUAUUGCAGGUCCUGGUACCGGGAAAACCAAAGUUUUGACAUCAAGAGUAGUGUAUCUACUGCUGCAUCAUAAAAUUGAACCUAAAGAUAUUGUCGUCACGACUUUUACCAAUAAAGCUGCGAAGGAAAUGAUGGAUAGGCUCGCCAAGAUGCUAAGCGGCACGGCUAUUAGAGUAGAUGAGAUUACGAUAGGGACAUUCCAUAGCAUAUGUCUAAGAGUCCUAUUGAAAUAUGGAUUUAAAGUUGGGUUAAAUCGUGGAUGGAGAAUAGUCGAGGAGAAGGAAGUCGAAGCAAUUAUUCAUGAUUUGAUCAAGACUAUGCCAGAUCAAAUUAGAGAUUAUGCAAACUCUUAUAAGAGGUCGGUAAAUCUAUGUAGACCUACUAGAAAUAAAGACGAAUGGGCCGUCCAUCCACAAAUGGUGAAAAAGGAAAUAUCCAGAUUAAAGUCAAAUGCACUCUUACCAGAGGAAUAUGAAAAUGAUUCUAAUCAUGAUCCGGCUUUGGCCCAUUUUUACACGAAAUACCAAUCAGAGUUGGGGAAAUUGAAUGCUCUAGAUUUUGAUGAUUUACUCAUGUACACAUUUAGAUUGCUAACAAAAGAAAGAUGUCUUCCAGACAUCAAACAUGUCCUUGUUGAUGAAUUUCAAGAUACUAACAGCAUACAAAUGGAUUUGAUGUUUUUGUUUGCCAAAGGUGAUCAUCACGUUUCAAGAGGUAUCACUGUGGUGGGCGAUCCAGAUCAAAGUAUUUAUGCGUUUAGAAACGCUCUAGCGCAGAAUUUCCAACAGAUGCAACAAAAAACUCCACUACAUUGCUCCCAAGUUGUGUUGGUCGAGAAUUAUCGCUCUUCUCAAAAAAUUUUAGAUACAAGUGAAACUCUUAUUCAACAACAAAUAAAAGGACGUACGCACAGAGCACCUCUUCGUGCUCAAUUCGAUGUGGAAUUCCCACCAGUAUAUGUUAAUUUUCCAGUAGGAUUUCUACAAAGCGCUUCUAUUGCAAGAGAAAUUUUAUACCUCAAAGCCUUACCAAAUCUCUUCUCUUAUAACGAUUUUUCCAUCCUCGUUAGACAAAGAAGGCAAAUUAAAAACAUCGAAACUGCCUUGAUUGAACACAGGAUACCUUAUAAGAUUGUAAAGGGAAGAGCAUUUUGGGAAUUAAAGGAAAUAUCAGCAAUGAUGCAUCUCAUAAAAUGUGCAUAUUCAGAUAAUGAAAAGUUUUCAAUACUUUCUUCGUUGCUCUACCCUGCAAAAGGCCUGGGACAAACAUCUGCUGAUAAGAUAAAAAAAAUAUUCGAAGAUAAUCCCUCACAGACACCAUUUAGUCUUUUACAAGAUAUUGAGAAAGGUGCUAUCAAUUUAACCAUGACUACAAAAGUAAGAUCAGUAAUUAAGGAUUUCAUACAGAUGAUAAAUUUCUCUAGAUCGUUCGAUAAGGCACCGUUGAAGUCGUCUCUUGAAAACAUAUUUGAUACACUAUAUGAACGAUCUGGUAUGAAGAAUGAGUACCUAUAUUUUGAUGGUGGAAAGAAAUCUGAUACGAAUGACUCUAAUAGAGAAGCGAACUAUGAAAAUCCAAGGCAUAAAAACAUCUUAUUGUUAAAGAAAUACUUUUUGGGAAUUGAUGAGAUUGAAGACUUCAUACACUCCCAAUCAGACCAAAAAACAUUCAUCGAGGAUAUACAGCAAGUGGAUACGAACGUAAUACGGAGUUAUAUACGUACUUUUUUCAAUUCAUUGUCCCUGUAUGCAACAGAGUCUACUUCUUCAGACAAUGAGAUUGACCGUACUUCGAAACGAAAAAAUAGUAGAAACGGUGAAGCAUGUGUGACAAUAUCUACAAUUCACGGUGCAAAAGGGUUGGAAUGGCCAGUGGUGUUCAUUCCAGGAUGUAUAGAAGGUAUAAUACCAAGUAUAUUCUCCAGAGACGAAUCUAGCUCAGAAACGGAAUCCGAUACUGAAGAAGAAGGCACCAAUACAAGUGACAAAAACGUGCCAAAAAGCAACAAGAAAUCCAGUAGUCUGGAGGAACCUGUAGAUGAAGAACGUAGAAUGUUUUUUGUAGCUCAGACACGUGCAAAAUUAUUAUUGUAUCUUUCAUCGAUAAAGGAGGGAGAAAACCCCACACAAGGUGGCCCAAGCCGCUUUCUAACUCCAGAGGUACGCAAGACAUUAAUAAAUGAACAAAAUGCCUUGAAAAACGAAAAGAAUAUUGAAUUACUUUACAAAUCGAUGAACAAAAAAGUGCCUUCAGACUUAAUAAAACGGUUUUCUUUGAAAAAAUUAGUUCAAGACUAUGCUCAAUUUAUUGAAAAUAGAAGAGAAUCAAUGAUAUGGAACGGAAGGGUCAUAAGAAAUUCGUUUACGCUGGAUAUUACUAGAAAUACCGUCGCAAUGGACGAUCCUAUAUCGGACUUUACGACGGCUGCUGCACACUUACAAACUGAAGUAAAUAAAAAACCGGUACUGGAAAGACAAUUCCAGACAAUGUCAAGAAAAGGUAGUACACUUUCAUCAACAUCAAAGCUAUGGCCAAAAAAGGCAUAUGCUCCGCAGGCGAACCAGAGGUUAAGUCCCAGCCCGCCGAAAGUACAUGCUCCAACUACUACCUAUCCGUUACAAGAGUCUCCCACUAAGAAGAAAUCAUACGCACCCUCAUACCCACAUAAGCCAUAUUCAACUACUGGCACUGAGUUUAAAAUUAAACAAAACAAAACUGACAAUGAUAAUAUUCUAGAAAAACCUUUCCCUAUAAGUGCAAGUAAUGAUAGAGCAUCCAACCCUAAAAUGUUGGCUACCUCUAAGGGUUCUACCAAUGAAGCAAUAAAAAAGGAGCUUUUCAGUCAAAAUCAAGUUAUCUCUUCACCAAAGCGCAUAAGUAGAACUAAAAGCGUAACCAGGAAACUGAUUGUGAGCCCAAUCAUGAUAGAGGAUAAAAAGAGAUAUGAAGAGGUCAAGAAGAAUGGUAGUGUACAUCAUACCGUAGCUGGGGAUAGGACUGCAGCUGAAAUAUUGCAUGAUCCUGACGAUUUAAUAAUUGAUAAUAGACCAAUUCUUACGAGUGCCAAAACUUUGAUGAAAGCCAUCAAGAAGGCGGAUUCAAAAUCUAAUCAGUCCAGCCAAAAAUCUUUCAGCGAACACCAGCUUAAAACUGAAGAAGCAUCCUCAAGUCAAUUUGACAUUUUGUCACAGUUAUCCAGGGCCAAAAAGAAAGCUAAGCUGAAUGAUGGUGAGAUUAUUGUUAUUGACGACUAA
This is a messenger RNA of Kazachstania africana CBS 2517, 3351 nucleotides long. It is a transcript of the gene SRS2, whose product is annotated as DNA helicase SRS2. The record is from RefSeq and is a predicted model, not a curated record. Gene Ontology annotation, molecular function: ATP binding; hydrolase activity; 3'-5' DNA helicase activity. NCBI's taxonomy places the organism in Eukaryota, Fungi, Ascomycota, Saccharomycetes, Saccharomycetales, Saccharomycetaceae. The transcript has a single exon. Gene Ontology annotation, biological process: recombinational repair. Bases 1 to 3351 code for a protein of 1116 amino acids. Gene Ontology annotation, cellular component: nucleus.